CGAUGGCACGCUCCCCGUACAGUUCCCCCUCAAGGCGUACGAAAGCUCGGCAGCUGCUUGUGCCGGAUAUGCAGAACCACUUGCCGGAGCUGGUACAGGCGCCGCCACCGGCAACCAAUGCUCUCUGGGCUGCAGCUGCAGCGCCGCCGGAGGGUCCCGGCCAGCUGGAUGGGUUGAUCGCUCCGUCUGCCUUCCUGACCUUCUCCGGCCAUGCGGAGACAGAAAAUGCACCGGCAAUGAAUGUGCGUCGCUCCGGGCAAGAAGGAUUAGCCGAACUGCAGCGAUCCUCUGCGUUCCAGAGGAGCCUGAGCAGCCAGUCGCUGGAGCAGCUGAGCGUUCCACUCCUGCGACACAAGAGUGCGCCAUUUCAACCCUUCCUUCGUUCUCCGUCGGAGAAUUCCGCAUUCAACUCUGAAUUAUCUAGCAUCCAAUCUGAUACGCCGUCGAUGAGAAGGGUCUUUAGUGCUGGUGAUUUGCGGAUGAUGUAUUCAGGACAUGAAUCCGGAAGCUCACUAGGACUCGAAAAUUUCGUCAACGGAGCGCAGAAGGUCGCUCGGUAUAACGCAGAAGAGAAGAAAGAAAGGAUAGAAAGAUACAGGAGCAAAAGGAACCAGAGGAAUUUCAACAAGAAAAUCACGUACGCAUGCCGCAAGACGUUAGCGGACAGCAGACCUCGAGUGCGCGGUCGAUUUGCCAGGAACGAAGAACAAGGGGAGAACUCUACCCAGAUGCAAUGGAACCAGAUUGAAGAUGACGACGACGAUGAAAAUUGGAUUCACCUCUUCGAUGGGAACUACACACAAGUUCCUUGAUAAGGAAAACUAGCGUCAUGGCGGCAAAUCAUCUUAUGCUUCCGCAGAAGAUUCCUUAGCCCUGCUAUAGUUAAUUGACAAUGGGUGCUGUAUUAACUGUUGGGUAAUCAUAUGGAA
Nymphaea colorata (pocket water lily) is the source of this 929-nucleotide messenger RNA. RefSeq lists its product as uncharacterized. The record is from RefSeq and is a predicted model, not a curated record. NCBI's taxonomy places the organism in Eukaryota, Viridiplantae, Streptophyta, Magnoliopsida, Nymphaeales, Nymphaeaceae. The transcript is spliced from 3 exons. Gene Ontology annotation, biological process: regulation of flower development. Gene Ontology annotation, cellular component: nucleus. Bases 3 to 812 code for a protein of 269 amino acids. Gene Ontology annotation, molecular function: protein binding.